AUGGAUCUAUAUUGGUAUGUUCAAGAUUUCAAGAGUUUAAGCCGUUCUGACCUAACAAAUCCACCACAAGAAACGUCAACGGCGGAAGCAACACCGACCCUACUUGGUAAAAAGAAAAACAGCUCCUGCGCUGAAGCGACGCCAGCUAAACGCGAAAGGCAAACGCCGACUAGCGAGGAUGCUGAAGCGAUGCCACUACACUUAUCCGACAGGCGUCCAUGCGCAGAGGAAAAAGAAUGCCGCGCGUGUAAAGUCAGCGUUGAGGGAAUGGAUAGAAAUAUUGAUCAAAUCCUCUAUACGGGACUGGCCAAGCUGAUUGAUCUUUUGGAU
This is a messenger RNA of Cooperia oncophora, 330 nucleotides long. Lineage: Eukaryota; Metazoa; Nematoda; Chromadorea; Rhabditida; Trichostrongylidae. The record is from the annotation of a GenBank genome assembly.